AUGGCAAAGACUGUGCCCGACCGUGCUGAAGGGCUCCGGCUGCUGAGGCCGGGGGCAGCCCCCCCUCUGCAGCUCCAUGCCAGCAGCAGCCUCCCCAGGGCUGCAGCCACCGGCCGCAGGCUGUUCCCACAUCCCCGCGUCCUGCAUCCUGCUGACAAAUGUCCCCAGGCAGUUCAAACAAGGGCGGUCUGGGCAAACACUGAUGCUGGUGAGCACCAGGCUAUAAAGGGAAGCUCCUCUCCUCUCCCGGUGACCCACAAGAAGCCAUUAUUCCUCCCGAUCUCCGGACAGCAAGGAGCAAGGAGAAUGGUGGCAGCGUCCAGACUCACCCUCCUGCUGCUGGGCUGCGUGGGGCUCCUGUGGCCGGCCGGUGCCUGGUACGUAGACUACUGCCCCAAGGACUGGUCCUACUACAAGCUCAGCUGCUUCAGGUACUUCCGUCAGCUCCAGAGCUGGGAUGAGGCCGAGAGGCAGUGCCAGGCCAGCCAUGCCGAUGCCCACCUGGCCUGGGUGGAGGAGCCCCGGGAGGCGGCCACCCUGCAGAAGGUCAUCUCCUACUACCAGCACGUGCAGCCUGUCUGGCUUGGCCUCCGCUACGGGCACGAGAGCCGGGCCUGGCAGUGGGUGACUGGGGACAAGUACAACAUCACCAGUGGGCUGGCUGGGAACGGUGCCCAGGGGGGGACCUGCGGCAUGCUGACCCACCUGAGUGGCUUCACCCUGUGGUCCAGCGCCGACUGCGCCCAGCAGCAUCACUACAUCUGCAAGUUCACCCCCUUGCACUGA
Gymnogyps californianus (California condor) is the source of this 786-nucleotide messenger RNA. RefSeq names its product regenerating family member 4 (gene REG4). Lineage: Eukaryota; Metazoa; Chordata; Aves; Accipitriformes; Cathartidae. Bases 1 to 786 code for a protein of 261 amino acids. The record is from RefSeq and is a predicted model, not a curated record. The transcript has 8 exons.